AUCGGGGAAUCGAACACUUCUUCGCCUUACCGAGGGCGAUUCUAAUGGCUCAGAAAAAGGCCGAGAGAGAGGAGUAUUAGCCAUUUUCCUUGUGCCUUGGCUCCUUCCCAGAUAAAUCUACUUUGGGGAAGGACAGCCGACGGACAGUACUAUUCAACCUGUGAAUUUCAAUGUCGAGGCUCCGUAAGAGGAAUUAAUACGCGGGUACAAAGUGUUCUUAAGACAGGAGAGAAUUUCAACAUUGAAAUCAGCUUCCAGGUAGAACCCUCCGAAGAGCAGCCGCACAUGCCAGCUCCAAGGGCGACCCCCACAGCAGCCGAAGGACCAGGCGGCAGGAUCGAUCGCCAUUAAGGAAAUCUGGGGGGGGGAAAUAAAUAAAAAAUAGAUAAACAGAGGUUUUCGGGGAGAGCGAGCGACCAUGGGCCUCUUCAACCUGCCCAUCCUCGGGAAUUCCCUCUUGUUCCCCACCAUCCUCACUUCCCUCAUCGUGGGCUUCAUGUUCCUCAUCCUGGCGGAGAGGAAGCGAGUGAAGGGCGGGUCGGCGUCGGCGGGGUCCCGGGGCGAUGUGAGGACGACGGCGAAGGAGGCGAAGGAGGGGGAGGGGAAGGAGGACGGGGGCGCCGACGGGGAGGCCGGAGGUGCAGGGGGACAGGGCGAGGAGGCUAAGGGGGAGAGUAGUAGCUGUUCCUCGGGGAGCGAAGAGGAUCUGGGGGAGAAGAGGAAGGCGAAGAGCAAGAAGGCGAAGAAGAAGCAUUCGUGCGAAGGGGCGAAGGCAUGUUCGUCCAAGAAGACUGUGUCGGAGGUGACGCUGUGGACCGGCGAGGGGCAGCAGAACCAGGGUUGUGUUGAGGAAUUUACAAGCAGCUUUGUAACGGGAGGUCUCAGCUGCUCGACCUGCUUGUUGUUGGACGAAUCGCGACAAAGUCUUUCAUUCUUAGAAAGUGGACCAACUUCAUUGAACCUAUUUAUGCUCACGUCCACGGAAAGUUGUGACGAACUUAUAAACACAUUACUUCAGCAUGCGAGAAAGGAGGAGGAAGAGAAAGCCAACUUUAUCUACAGUAUUGUUUGCUUGGCAGAAUCAAGCAGUGACCAGCUGCUCACGGCUGCUCAGAGAUUAAAUGACGACCUGGCUGAGAGAGGUGGGACAGAGUGGCUGCCUCCCGCUUGCAUCUCCAGCAGUGACCAGGAACCCGAGGACCAGGAAGUGCUCUCCCCUCUUAAAUACACCGCGAAGGUCUUAAAUAAAGUGAAGAAGAUUUCCAAGAAGUGUUGUGGUACCUCAUGUGGCACCAAGAAGUCCGUCGAUAUAGAAGAUCUGGCAGCCUCUCUCUUACCGGCCAUUACUCCUGUGAAAACAUAACGCCUCAUGGAAGGAGAGGUGGACGCAGAAGGUGGCGGUGGUGGUGGUGAAAUCAUCCUGUUUAUUAUCUUUCCAACCACCGCCCUAACUGUCAUUUCUUGAAAUAGAUGUUGAGGUCUUGGUCGCAUUAUAUAAUAAAGUUGGUAUGACUUUAUCACUGGUUGUCAUCAAUACAUAGUAGUCAGUGAAUGUAAUCUUGCAAAUAAAAGUUUUUUUUAUAGUUACGAGAAUACUACAAGCCGAACACUGCAAUAAGAGAAAAUACAAAUGUAUUUUUUUUCCAUUCAUUGCUUUACUGUAGAAUAUACUCUUAUAGGAAAAAAAUAAAACCCAUGGUGCUUGGACAACUAUCAUAGUAUCGUCGACCCUUUACUGUAUUGUUUCUGGUUUCUUGGAAGCAUCACGGAACUUGCGUCAUUUUCACUCGAGGAAAAACCUGCCUCGAAGAUAUUCCAUACUGCUGUGAUAUUCGCUUGCUGUCUCCCACGUGUUUUUAAGAUAAUGAGCUUAUUGUGAUAAAACGUAGUGAAGUCCUCUCUCCGUUGCUGAGGUUUAUCAUUACAUGACUUGGGCAUAUUGUGUAUGUGUGCUGGGUAUUUAUUCUAGACAGCGUGAGAUGGAGGAAGGAGGGGGGUGGGGAAGGGGCGGAAUAGAGGUUGAAAUCACGAAAGGUAGAAAUAGAGAGAGAGAGAGAUUGAGAACAGAAUCGUUGGUUUAUGCACAAGUAUAUAUUGUAUAUAUGGGACUCAUCCUGCCUUUGGUGAGUUUUUCUUUUUUGGUAUAAAGAAAGAAUAGUGAUCUGUA
Penaeus monodon (black tiger shrimp) is the source of this 2167-nucleotide messenger RNA. RefSeq lists its product as uncharacterized. The transcript has 6 exons. The coding region runs from base 419 to 1363 and encodes 314 amino acids. Lineage: Eukaryota; Metazoa; Arthropoda; Malacostraca; Decapoda; Penaeidae. The record is from RefSeq and is a predicted model, not a curated record.